Messenger RNA from Phycomyces blakesleeanus NRRL 1555(-), 1618 nucleotides. RefSeq lists its product as hypothetical. Gene Ontology annotation, biological process: microtubule-based movement. Gene Ontology annotation, molecular function: dynein light chain binding; dynein heavy chain binding. The coding region runs from base 44 to 1336 and encodes 430 amino acids. Lineage: Eukaryota; Fungi; Mucoromycota; Mucoromycetes; Mucorales; Phycomycetaceae. The record is from RefSeq and is a predicted model, not a curated record. The transcript has 2 exons.
UUAUUUCUUUACCUUUGUUUCAAACUUAAAAACCAAGAAAAUUAUGGCUCCACCCACUGUAGAAGAACAUACGACAGUACUUCGGUUUCUUAUUCACAACGGCUACCGAAGCACGGCUGAAACCUUCAAGCGAGAAGCAGCUAGUUUCUUAGACUAUACAAAUUCUACACAACCAUCGAUUAACGAGGAACAGCUUACACAAGACCUUGCACGUCUAACAGUCGGAAGAACCCCUGAACUCGAAGAAGGGGAUGAAAACUACUUUAAUACGCCUUGCUUCUCAUUCGACUCUAUUCAUCAUGACAACAUUUUAGCCGCAAUUAUCGUACCUGAUGAUUCAGGCACUCUAAUCAGUAGCUCGACCAACAAAACUGUCGUAGUAUCACCAAAUAUAUUACUCGGCAACAAAGACUUAUCAAUUCCUCCUCGCUCAUACAAACACCAUACCGCUCCAGUAUUGAGCAUCGACACACAUCCUCUUUACCCAAAUGUCAUGUUAACAACAUCGAUGGACGGCACAAUUGCAUUGGUUAACACAUCAGAGCCUCUGGAUGUACUUGAUCCCGAAAGUUCCGGUCUACUCCAGCAGUUUAAAGAUCACACGAAAUAUGUUGUGAGAGGUAUAUUUUCUCCCGAGCACGGGAAGUACAUCGCGACUGCUUCUUACGACAAGUAUGUCUGUAUCUACGACUCUGAUCCGGAUUCUGCUGAUCAAGUCAGAAUCGCAACUACCACCAAUGCUUCUAAUGGCUCUCUUCCAAAAUACACACUUAUCAAAAAAUUGGGUCCAUUUGUUGGCAAUGUAGAAACAAUUUGCUUCCUUGAGCCGGAUGUACUGGUGGUAGGUGUACGUGAUGACAAUUACCUUCACUAUAUCCAUCUCCCGGAUUUUAGCCGUGAAAAAUACAACAUGAAUGCAAAUGGCGACAACUGGGUGUCUUUCUCACCUGCCUGGAUCUCAGCAUCGCCAGAUCGACGCUUCUUGCUGUGCUCUACUGACCAUGAAAGUGGAAGAAUUAUCUUGUUCGGGGCCCAUCAAUCAAGACAGGUACAAAACUAUUAUGAUUCGCCAUCAGACAACAAGUUUACCACCCGCCGACAUGCCUGGCACUCAAGUGGAAAGUAUUUCUAUACUGUCGGAGGAGAUGAUAAUAAUGUCCGUGUGGUGGAAACAAAGACUGGUAUUGUUGCCGAAGCCCUGAAAUCUCACAAGAAGAUGAUCAAAAGUAUCUCUGUAGUUCCUAAACAAGGUGUUGUAACAGCUGGAUUUGAUCAUUUGGUCAACGUCUGGUCCACACCCUUACUUCACAGUGCAACCAAAGAUGCUGCUCGAUAAAAGUACAGUGUUAUAUCUUCUUGGUCUGUCUGUCUGUCUGUCUGUUUUUUGUUUGUUUGUUUGAGAUGUAAAUACUUGCAUAUAUGCAUGUACACAGCAAGUAGUGUUUAAGACAUACACUCUGGCAUGAUAAAAAAACAUAGUCACUUCUCCAGAAACACACCGCUCUUUUGACCACACAUUAUUUGCCUGUUCUUUUUACAUAAUAUUUCCCUACAGCUAAAUCACUCGUGCCACCAAAUAAAUAAAUAAAUAAAUAAAGAGAACCUAAGGUCUAUCUCC